Trypanosoma brucei brucei TREU927 is the source of this 1281-nucleotide messenger RNA. RefSeq lists its product as hypothetical. The record is from RefSeq and is a predicted model, not a curated record. The transcript has a single exon. Gene Ontology annotation, molecular function: protein binding. The coding region runs from base 1 to 1281 and encodes 426 amino acids. Lineage: Eukaryota; Euglenozoa; Kinetoplastea; Trypanosomatida; Trypanosomatidae.
AUGUCCAGAAACGCUUUUUCGUCUCGGGGAGCAUUACUAUUUUCCUCGGCGCCGCUCCAGUGCCAGCGGCGAUGGGUUACGCGACUCUACACUUCCUAUUACACCGGUGUGUUGUAUCCUAACCAACUGGUGCAACCGAAGCAGCGCCUACCAGCAGAUGUAAGCGUUAGUGCGAUUUUGCAGAAGCGCUCUGAGCUAGAAGCAGCUGCCAAAAGAGGCAGCAACAAGGGUAAUAAAGUGGACGUCUCCAAAGGAGAAAAAACACCUGGAGUGUCGUGGGAUGAUGCUGACAGCACUGAUGUCAUGCGCGUUGACAACACCCAACAGCUAAAGGAAGCACCACAGGUUGAACGGCCGUAUGUCCCGCUUGGUGAGGUGGCCAAACUGGAGCUGCAGGGUGACUAUUACAUGGAAGGUGGUAUGUUUCAAGAGGCAUUGGAACACUACGGAGUGGUUGCGAAGGCGUACAAUUAUGCAUAUCCGGAGAAUCACGCGCAGCGUAUAGGAAUAAGGAUUAAGUUGUCAGCUGCGUUUCGUCAAACGGGCCGCUUGGAAAGUAGUUUGGCAAAUAUUGAGGAAGUUCUGCGCAUGUUGGACGCGUCAACCCGUCCUUCUCUUGAGUUGAUCUGCGAGGCUCUGCUGGAGCUGGGAAUCACGCGGGAGGCACUCGGCAUGAAACGGGAAGCAACUGAAGCCUACGAAGAGGCGCUGGAGGUUGUGAAUAGUUUUCACAACUGGGGCGAGUCUCACCGCAUGUUAAGGCUUUUGCCUCGCCUUGGUCGUCGGUUUAACUAUAACUUCGAGGAAAAGUUCGUUUACUUUAGCCCGUUCGACUAUGAUCGAACAUUUGCACUGGUGGAUCAGUGCUUGGAGCGUGCGGAAACCACCUUUAAUGAGAUUGGGGAUGUAGAAGGUGCCAUACGUGUGCUCCAACAGCGCAAAGAAAUGAUCGACAAGAAGUUCUUCAACAUGAGAGACUUCGCUGGUCGCAUUCAUACGAUGCGCGGACACUGGAAGCGGCGGGCCCAACACCUCACGAACGCGCCAACGCCAGAUGAACUACUGCGGUACUCUCCAACGAUUCAUCAGGUUCAUCGUGACUUCAAGUUUGAGCUGACCGCUCCUAUUGGACGGGAAAAGGAGGUGAUGCCUGGCGUCAACCGCUUAGUGUUGGAUAUGGGUAAUCCUUACCGUCGUCGUGGCCGUCUAUCCAAUAAGAUGUUAAAGGAUGCUGACCACAAGUUCGCCAACUACGUCAGGCAGAAAGAGUACAAUGAAUAG